ACGAGAGCUUGUAUGGCCCGAACCGUGUUCUAUUGAACUUAACGCGCAUCGUCAAUUGCCGACAGUGAUUCGUCGAAAGUUGCAGUGAGGAAAGGAGAAUCCUCGGACUUUGUUUCAAUUGUGGUCGUGUUGGUGCCCUAGGUCAGACGAGGAUGUCAUCUCUAUAUAGAGGGGAAUCGAGGAGGUACAAUAAUAAACCAAGGGGACGCCAUCAUUUGACCCAACAGAAGAAGCAGGAGAUCAAGGAAGCUUUUGAAUUGUUUGACACUGAUGGCUCAGGUAAUAUUGAUGCCAAGGAGCUAAAUGUUGCCAUGAGGGCCCUUGGAUUUGAGAUGACAGAAGAGCAAAUUAAUCAAAUGAUAGCAGAUGUGGACAAGGAUGGCAGUGGAUCAAUUGAUUAUGAUGAAUUUGAGCACAUGAUGACAGCCAAAAUAGGAGAAAGGGACACUAAGGAGGAGCUCAUGAAAGCCUUCCGUAUUAUUGAUCAAGAUAAAAAUGGAAAAAUAUCUGCAUCAGACAUCAAGCGUAUUGCAAAAGAGCUAGGUCAAAAUUUCACUGACAGAGAGAUUCAGGAAAUGGUCGAUGAAGCAGACCAUGAUAAUGAUGGAGAGGUUAAUGCAGACGAUUUCAUCAAGAUGAUGAACAGAACUAGCUUCCGUCACUAGUCGUAUCUAGGUGGAGUUGAUAGCUAAAAAAUUUCGUGCUAUUGUACAAAUUUUAUGAAUAACAUUAUGUAUGCCUAAAUUUCGGUGUGUUCUGACUAAUUUAUUUUACGUUUCUUA
Messenger RNA from Gastrolobium bilobum, 782 nucleotides. RefSeq names its product caltractin. The transcript is spliced from 7 exons. NCBI's taxonomy places the organism in Eukaryota, Viridiplantae, Streptophyta, Magnoliopsida, Fabales, Fabaceae. Gene Ontology annotation, biological process: centriole replication; mitotic cell cycle. Gene Ontology annotation, cellular component: centrosome; centriole. The record is from RefSeq and is a predicted model, not a curated record. Gene Ontology annotation, molecular function: calcium ion binding. The coding region runs from base 153 to 665 and encodes 170 amino acids.